AUGGAGCAAGACGAAGAUCCUCCAGUAACCACUCAUCCCUCUUCUUCUUCUUCAUCUUCUCAACUAAACCUCCCACCGUCAAUGAAUCGGCCGACGGUCUCACUCGAGACCCAACGAAUCAACCGUUUAAUCCAUUCCACCCAUUACCACUCCCCCUCCAAACCAAUCUACUCCGACCGGUUUAUUCCCAGUAGAUCCGGUUCUAACUUCGCUCUUUUCGGCCUCGAACCGUCCCCCAAGAAGGACGGGAAAGAAGAUGGGCCUGGCUCUUACGCCGGUAUGUUGCGAACAGCUCUUUUCGGACCGGAGACGCCCGAGAAAACAGAUGUCGUAACUGGCUUCUCUCCUUCAAAGAAUAUUUUCCGGUACAAGACCGAGACGCAGCGGCCAGUGAACUCGUUUGCACCGUUUGGGUGUGAUGAGGGUCCUAGUGUUAGCCGGAGUCCGGUUAAGUCGCCGCGGAAUAUUCUUAAGUCGGCUUAUAAGGUGAGGGUCGCUGAGGAUUGGAAUUUAGGGUUUGUGGGUUUGAGAUUAGGGUUGCUAUUCUGGGUAUUGGAUGCGCCGGCUCUGCAAGAUGAUUUUUACUUGAAUCUGGUGGAUUGGUCGUCACAAAAUGUUCUUGCAGUUGGAUUAGGCAGCUGCGUUUAUCUGUGGAAUGCUUGUAGUAGCAGUGUAACUAAGUUAUGCGAUCUCGGGGGCGACGAAAGCGUUUGCUCAGUCAGUUGGGCACUACGUGGAACACAUUUGGCGAUUGGAACUAGUAGCGGACCUGUAGAGAUUUGGGAUGCGUUGCGCUGCAGGAGAAUAAGAACAAUGGAAGGACAUCGACUACGAGUUGGAGCCCUGGCGUGGAGCUCAUCUGUUUUGUCUUCCGGUAGCAGAGACAAGAAGAUACUUCAGAGAGACAUACGGUCUCAAGAAGAUCAUGUCAGUACGCUAACAGGUCACAGAUCAGAAGUCUGUGGACUCAAAUGGUCUUAUGACAAUCGUGAGCUAGCAUCAGGUGGAAACGACAAUAAGCUUCUCGUAUGGAACCAACAUUCAACACAACCGGUUUUGAGAUACUGUGAACACACAGCAGCGGUUAAGGCCAUCGCGUGGUCACCACACCUGCAUGGACUACUUGCUUCAGGUGGUGGCACUGCUGAUAGAUGUAUCCGAUUCUGGAACACGACGACAAACACUCAUUUAAGUUGUGUAGACACUAAUAGUCAGGUGUGUAAUUUGGCUUGGUCUAAGAACGUGAACGAGCUUGUGAGCACGCAUGGAUAUUCACAAAACCAAAUCAUUGUUUGGAAAUACCCAACCAUGUCUAAAUUAGCAACUCUCACGGGUCAUACGUUCCGUGUUCUGUAUCUUGCGGUUUCACCAGAUGGACAGACGAUCGUUACAGGAGCAGGAGAUGAAACGUUAAGGUUCUGGAAUGUGUUCCCAUCUCCGAAAUCUCAGAGCAGGGAGAGCAGAAUCGGGGCGUCGUCCUUUGGUAGAACAACAAUCCGGUGAUUUCUUAAGAAUAUGAUCGUCUUAAUCAAACCUUCCAUAGUUUUUACAGUGUCUUCCUCAUGAGGAUACAACAAAUAGCUUUUUGUUGUUGGUGUGAUUCUUUAGGUCUCUCCUCCUAUGUAUAUAUUUUGAAUUUUUUCCAUCGUUUUCCAUGUGGAAUGCAAGUUGAGAUCUGGUAGACUGGUAUUAAACUCGGCUCUGCCAAGUGUAGUAUGGUUAGUUUUGUAGCAUGAUAUAUAUGAGAGUUUAU
Messenger RNA from Eruca vesicaria subsp. sativa (arugula), 1753 nucleotides. The record is from the annotation of a GenBank genome assembly. Lineage: Eukaryota; Viridiplantae; Streptophyta; Magnoliopsida; Brassicales; Brassicaceae.